AUGGAGUUCAUGAGCACUGGGAGUGACAACAAAGAGGAACUCGAUCUAUUAAUGAAACAUUUGAAUGUGUCUGAUGUGAUAGACAUUAUGGAAAAUCUUUACGCAAGUGAAGAGCCAGCGGUUUAUGAACCCAGUCUGCUGACCAUGUGUCAGGACAGUAACCACAACGAGGAGGAGCGGUCUGAGUCUCUACUGCUCAGUGGGCAGGAGGGUCCUUGGUUGUCCUCAGUCAGAUACGGGACCGUGGAGGACUUGCUUGCUUUUGCAAACCACAUAUCCAACACUGCGAAGCGUUUAUACAGACGCCGACCACAAGAAUCUGGAAUUUUGUUAAAUAUGGUAAUCACUCCUCAGAAUGGACGCUACCAAAUAGACUCUGAUGUUCUGCUCAUCCCUUGGAAGUUGACCUACAGGAACAUUGGCUCCGAUUUCAUUCCUCGGGGGGCAUUUGGGAAAGUGUACUUAGCACAAGAUAUAAAGACUAAGAAAAGGAUGGCAUGUAAAUUGAUCCCAGUAGACCAAUUUAAGCCAUCUGACGUGGAAAUCCAGGCUUGCUUCCGGCACGAGAAUAUCGCCGAGUUAUAUGGUGCCGUUCUAUGGGGUGAAACUGUCCACCUCUUCAUGGAAGCAGGUGAAGGAGGGUCUGUCCUGGAGAAACUGGAGAGCUGUGGACCCAUGAGAGAAUUUGAGAUUAUUUGGGUGACAAAACAUGUUCUCAAGGGACUUGAUUUUCUGCACUCAAAGAAAGUGAUCCACCAUGACAUUAAACCUAGCAACAUUGUUUUCAUGUCCACAAAAGCUGUUUUGGUGGAUUUUGGUCUAAGUGUCCAAAUGACCGAAGAGAUCUAUUUUCCUAAGGACCUCCGUGGAACAGAGAUUUACAUGAGUCCGGAGGUGAUCCUCUGCAGGGGCCAUUCGACCAAAGCAGACAUCUACAGCCUGGGGGCUACGCUCAUCCACAUGCAGACGGGCACCCCGCCCUGGGUGAAGCGUUACCCGCGCUCCGCCUACCCUUCCUACCUGUACAUAAUUCACAAGCAAGCGCCUCCUUUGGAAGAUAUUGCUGAGGACUGCAGUCCAGGUAUGAGAGAGCUGAUUGAGGCUGCUCUGGAGAGGAACCCCAAUCACCGGCCUAGGGCAGCAGACCUACUGAAACACGAGGCGCUGAACCCCUCCAGGGAGGACCAACCCCGCUGUCAGAGUCUGGACUCUGCUCUCUUUGAGCGGAAGCGGCUGCUGAGCCGGAAGGAGUUAGAGCUUCCUGAGAACAUUGCCGACUCGUCAUGUACUGGGAGCACUGAGGAAUCGGAGAUGCUGAAGAGGCAGCGUUCUCUCUACAUAGACCUCGGGGCCCUUGCUGGCUAUUUCAACCUUGUCCGGGGUCCACCGACCCUAGAGUAUGGCUGA
Molecule: messenger RNA, 1407 nt
Organism: Rangifer tarandus platyrhynchus (Svalbard reindeer)
Lineage: Eukaryota; Metazoa; Chordata; Mammalia; Artiodactyla; Cervidae
Source: the annotation of a GenBank genome assembly